GUAGUUCAUUACAGUAACCUUUAACUGGGAAGAACGGAUCGGAGGUUGCUCAAAACUGAAAGGACUGCUUUACGCUAACAUUUGAAUCCCUUCAUUAUUUUAAUAGCUUGUAACAAUGUCUGUUGCACCGGCAAUACAUAGAUUGUCCUCGGCUUCGAAAGUUUUAAUACGAUCUAUAUCAGCCCACAAUUCACUGAAGACCUUUUCAUUAACCGGACACCGGGACCAGGCCUGCAUUCGUAGCCGACAGUUCAGCUGCUAUACGCGGCCACUAAGGUCGGAAAACAAGGUGACCGUCCAUUUCAUCAACCGCGACGGGGAGAAGAUGACCGUGAAGGGUUCCCCUGGCGAUUCACUUCUCGACGUUGUCAUCGACCAGAACUUAGAUUUCGAUGGAUUUGGUGCAUGUGAGGGGACGCUGGCCUGCUCCACCUGUCACCUGAUCUUCGAGGAGGAGGUCUACAAGCAGCUCGGACCAAUCACAGAUGAGGAGAUGGACAUGCUGGACCUGGCCUACGGGCUCACUGACACAUCUCGUCUGGGUUGCCAGAUCUGCCUGACCAAGUCCUUGGAGGGGAUGACAGCGCGGGUGCCCGAGAGCGUGACGGACAUCCGACAGCCUGACAUGGGCACGACCAGCUCCUCCUAGGACCCGCCCAGAGGGCGUCGGCCAGACCCUAGAACCCUAGAUUUACACUUUAAUCAAUGAGUAUAUCUAUAUAUUUACAUUUUUAAAGAUCAAGACAUCAUGUAGGGAGUACGUGAUUCAGCAGUUGUUCUUAACACGGCAGUCCGGAGGGGUGGAGGCGCCGGUGCUUUUUUUACCGUUCCAUGGAUGAUGUCACCCUUCUUGGCCCCGCCCUCCAGGGCAUUGCAGUUGUCUGAGCCAGCCUACCUGAAUCGCCUUGAGCCAGAACAGUGAUGAUUCUCUCUUAAAAGCCACUGUAAGACUACUAAUGCAACCCCAUGUAAAGUCCUCACUUAAUUGUAAAUAGCACAUGGUUGUGUAUAGCUUGAAUUCUGUCUGCAAUAAA
Messenger RNA from Megalops cyprinoides (Indo-Pacific tarpon), 1034 nucleotides. It is a transcript of the gene fdx1, whose product is annotated as ferredoxin 1. The record is from RefSeq and is a predicted model, not a curated record. Gene Ontology annotation, biological process: P450-containing electron transport chain; positive regulation of oxidoreductase activity. The transcript has 4 exons. Lineage: Eukaryota; Metazoa; Chordata; Actinopteri; Elopiformes; Megalopidae. Gene Ontology annotation, molecular function: 2 iron, 2 sulfur cluster binding. Gene Ontology annotation, cellular component: mitochondrion. The coding region runs from base 116 to 649 and encodes 177 amino acids.